Morone saxatilis (striped sea-bass) is the source of this 3275-nucleotide messenger RNA. RefSeq names its product pleckstrin homology domain-containing family A member 1-like. Gene Ontology annotation, molecular function: PDZ domain binding. The transcript has 14 exons. Gene Ontology annotation, cellular component: membrane; cytoplasm. The record is from RefSeq and is a predicted model, not a curated record. Lineage: Eukaryota; Metazoa; Chordata; Actinopteri; Moronidae. Bases 212 to 1495 code for a protein of 427 amino acids.
AACGACCUGUGCUCCACCAGCAGCAGCGCUGGAGCUCUGUCCUGGAUCGGUGGAGAUGGGUUGAGGCGGAGAGGAGCACCAACACCAUCGGCCGCUGAGUGAAGCAGUUACAGUUACAGAAGACUCGGGAGUUCUCCCCCGGUCCCGCCGCUCGCCCCCCGCUCUGCUCCAUUCCCGGCCCCAGCAGGCCAGGGAAUGUCCCGGCGGCGAGAUGCCUUAUGUGGACCGACAGAACCGCAUCUGUGGCUUCCUGGACAUAGAGGAGAACGAGAGCAGCGGCAAGUUCCUGCGUCGUUACUUCAUACUGGACACGCAGCAGGGAAGCUUGGUGUGGUUCAUGGACAACCCACAGAACCUGCCUGUUGGUGCAGACUGUGUUGGCUCCCUCAAGCUCACCUACAUCUCUAAGGUCAGCGAUGCCACUAAGCUGAGGCCUAAGGCAGAGUUCUGUUUUGUCAUCAAUGCUGGGAUGAGGAAGUUCUUCCUGCAGGCCAACGACCAGCAGGACCUCGUAGAUUGGGUCAACGCUCUCAAUAAAGCCACCAAGAUCACCGUGCCAAAGUUGUCUGAUGGCCAGCAGAAUGCAGAGAACCAGAAGACUUUGCCAGAUGUCGUAGGGCCCAAGAAACAAGUUUCCUAUAAGACAGAGAUCAUUGGAGGAGUCCCCAUCGUCACCCAGACUCAGCAUGAAGGUGGUGAUGGUGUAGACAGAGCGGAGCGUGAGGCCAUGCAUCGCUCCCACAGCCAGCUGCCGUACUUCCUGGGCAGGCCCACUCAGGAGCACACGGUCAUCAAGUCCGGCUACUGCGUCAAGCAGGGCGCUGUGAUGAGGAACUGGAAACGGCGGUAUUUCCUGCUGGAGGAAAACUCAAUGAGUUACUUCAAGUCAGAUUUGGAGAAAGAGCCUCUGAGAAUGAUCCCACUAAAGGAAGUUCACAAAGUCCAGGAGUGCAAACAGAGUGACAUCAUGAUGAGAGAUAAUCUGUUUGAAGUCGUCACCACAUCAAGGACAUUUUACAUACAGGCGGAUAGCCCAGAGGAGAUGCACAGCUGGAUCAAGGCUGUCUCAGGGGCCAUUGUGGCCCAGCGGGGGCCUGGGAGGUCCGCUGCCACAAUGCGGCAGGCCAGACGGCUGUCGAACCCCUGUAUACAGAGGUAUACGUCCCGAAUCGGGGAGUGCAGCAGCACUCUGCUGCAGCUGUGUACCUGUCUUAGAUGUGUGACAUCCUGCUUGUCUCUCCUCCUCCCUCCUGUUCGCUGCCUGAACACGGCAGCCGUUCCACUUUCUACCGCAGCCCCGCGGGUCCCCCCGUCCCUCGCUCGCCCAUAUCUGCCAUGCAACCAUGCUACCCAGAGUGGGGGGCUGCUGUCACGUGCGGCACACGCUCGCAGCCUGGCGUGGGACAGCGAGCACUUCAUGAGCCUGCUGCCACGGCCCAGUCACAGCCACACGCCAGCACGCCUGUCCCUGCAGGAGACGCGUCUGGCAAAGUGACCUGCGAACCACCUGUGACCACCAUCAACGACUCUGAGGAGUCACCGUGGCGACGGCGGAGCAGCUUUGAGCCCCACAUGCCCGAACCACCCCUGGACCUGGAUGACGCUGACCUGCCGGUGAGCGAGGUCUGAGCCGUUGGACGUUAAAACGUGUUUGUCUGGAUGUGGACUCCACAGAUAGAGAGGAAACUGUGCGCAAUAAGUGUUUCAAAAGGGCAGGCAUUGGUUUUCAAACCAAAAGCUGUUGGCGGAUGACAGCGUGCAACAUCACAAACUCAACUUUUGAGCUCCUCCGUCAGUGCCGUCAGUGCCGUCAGUGCUCUAGAGACACACGUUGGGUCACCACUGAACUGCACUCGUGUGCCAAAGACGACCCAGUCUGCACCCACACCCCUCUGCCUGCCUGCUGUCGCAUUUACAAUCGUGUAUUUAUUUACUUAGAGUUGAUGUUGUUAAACAAAACUACAAAUUUUUAGUUUAGUCGUGCUGAUUAGAAUUCAAUGACAGAGCUUUAUUUUAACCUGUACAGGCACAACGGUGCGUUCAACGGUCUUUGUGGGCGGAGGAUGUUUGUAAACCACUUUGUGCCAAGAAAAUAAGGGAGCUUACAAGAGCAAACUACUUCCUCUUGAUUGAGUGGAGUGUUCAAACUAAAGAUUUACUUUUCAUCACCUCUCUAAUCUACUAAUUUAAACUGUGCGGUCCAUUCAUACACUCACUAUUGUAACCCUGGAUUUGUCUACUAUUGUUGGCCAGUGUUAGGGACAUGUGUCAAGCAUAGUCUGAGAUCAGAUUCUCGCUCUGAUGCAAAUUAUAAUUCCAAGAUUCUGGACUGGUCUAGGACUAAAUGCUGAACCCAGUGUAUAUAGACCUAUUUUUUUUUUACAUUUGCCAAGAAUGACUUAAAUUUCUCUUUAUUUUUAAAUAUUUCAGUGGGUUGCUCAAUCAUAUAAUGACAUGCUCACUUUUACCACAAGCUACAAUCUACAAUGAAUGGUCUUACAGAUAAGCCUCCUCUGGAAGUAAAGUGAGUUUGACUGUUCAGAAGCCCAUAAGAAAAACAACAGUUUUGGAAACUAUAUAAACUAUAUGUACAUGCCUCACAACAUGAAUCAGCUUCUUUGUGGACUACAUUUCAGCAUACCAGACUUUAUGGACUCACUUUUGUGUGAUGAGUAAACAGGAAGUACAAGGACUACGCUUGUAAACAUUUUGUAAUUCAUAGUAAUAAAACCUUCAGCAAUAGGGCUGGGUCAGUUAUAGAUAAGCUUCAUGUCCUGACAGACCGGGUAAUAACAGGCUCAUAUGGGUUAACUUGACCUGGAGUCCAUUGUUUGAAUAACUGUAUGAAAACCGCGCAAACAUUUUGGAUUAACAAAAAAAAAAAAACAUUCAAGUUCAGACACUUCCGUUGCUUGUUACCAUUUAAAUGAUUCCUCAGAUUUUCUUUCUGUUUUUUAGUUUUUGUUCAUCUACGGCCGCUCUGUGUGUUGUGUGUUUGCAGAUUUAUUUUUUAUAUGCUUUUCGAUGUUUCCUGAUCGUAUUCAUUGUACCUGUGUCGCCAACCCAGCAGGAGGCCGCUGCCUCGUGGUUUUAUUUAAAAAUGUCCCACUGUUGUCCUGCUAAAUAAUACACACUAAUCUUUUUUUAAAGUGCCUGCUUCAUUUAUGCCCUGCAAAGUUCAAGCUAGUUCACCCUGUUUCAGUCUGGUGUAAUUGGUUUGAAUUGUCUCUAUUUAUUAUGUGGAUGACUUGAAAGAAAUAAACACUGAAAAUGUG